ACUACUUUGAAGACAAACUUGUGUUUACAAGUUACAAGAAUAUUUUCCUUUAUGUUGUUCUAUACGACAAAUAGACGAUGAAGUGUGUUAUACCAGGGAUCAAUAUAAAGGUGUUUGGAAGAGCAAUUCAUUCCCUAGCAAAGAUUGGAGAAGAAUUAUAUGUAGAACCAAGUUCAAAGGGUGUUGCCUUUCGAACUGUCAAUUCCUCUCGCUCGGCAUUUGCAUCGUACACAUUCAGCUCAGGCUUCUUCUCACAAUAUGAUGAUGGAUCUCUCAACCAAGAAAAGGAUGCUGGGGAGGAAACGGUCAAAUGCAAAGUUGCCAUGAAGGCAUGCUUAAAUGUCUUCAAGUCACUGGCUACAUUAGAGCGCACUGUUGAACGAUGUAAAAUUACCUUGGAUGGUGAAGAGGACAAGCUAGGAAUCCAACUCAACUGCCGACAUGGAAUCAACAAGACCUACAAUCUCUCUUUCAUUGAGUGUGAGACCCUUCAGGCUGUAUUUGACAGAGAGUCUUGCCCAAACUACAUCCAGAGCCAGUCACGAGUAUUAAGUGAUGCUGUUCUGAAUUUCCAGCUCAAUCAGGAUGAAGUUACACUCUGUGUUUCACCUGAGAAGAUCAUUAUUAGGAACUAUGUCGAAGAUGAACCAGAUCCUGCAAAGGCCAUUCACACUGUCCUUACUCUUGAGGCUGGUGAAUUUGACAGGUACAAUAUCACAGGUGAAGGUGAGGUAACCUUCUGCCUGAAGGAGUUCAGAGCCGUUCUCACCUUCGCCGAACCGGUUAAUCUACCUGUUACAUGCCACUUCUCAAAUCCUGGGAGCCCUAUCAUCUUCACUGUGGACAACAGACCAAUGUUUGAAGGAACAUUUGUCCUAGCCACCCUGGCAGAAAAGUCUGAUUCGCAGAUUUCUAGAAGUCAAAGCACAAGCAAACAAACUGCACAAACAACCCACACUCCAAAGACAGUUCCUAGGAUACGUUCAAGCUCACAAACCUCCAUAAAUAGAAGCCAAAAUUCCACCUUUGAUAACAUGAGAAGUGAACAAUCAACUUUACGGAGGUCAGAUCAAAUUGGGGAGGUUUCAAGUCGUCUUUUUGAGAAAAGAGCUAGCCUAUCAUCUGCCCAUAACUCAUCAGCUCUCCAAACAAGCAGUCAGAGCAGCCUAGAGAAUAAGCCCAUCCUACCCUCCUCUCCCCUGCGCCUUGCAAGGGCCAGCACCACAAAUGGCAACACGUCCCACAUAAACAUGUCCAUGCGAGAGAUGACCCUACCCGACUUGAAUGGGGACGAAGAAUCAAGACCAGUGGUACAUGUUGUUCCAGACCUUAAUUAA
Messenger RNA from Penaeus vannamei (Pacific white shrimp), 1337 nucleotides. Lineage: Eukaryota; Metazoa; Arthropoda; Malacostraca; Decapoda; Penaeidae. The record is from RefSeq and is a predicted model, not a curated record.